Molecule: messenger RNA, 531 nt
Organism: Ceratosolen solmsi marchali
Lineage: Eukaryota; Metazoa; Arthropoda; Insecta; Hymenoptera; Agaonidae
Exons: 4
Coding region: 78-494 (138 amino acids)
Source: RefSeq, a predicted model, not a curated record
GUAAUCUGGAUAUAUACAAAGGGUGUAUUAUAAAAAUUUAUACUUUAUAUUGUGUUUUGCGUAUAAUAUUGUAAAAAAUGAGGCUCUGCAUAUUAGUCGUAUUAAUUGUUGCAUUAAACGUAAUUUUAAUCGAAGGUAGCGACAAAGAAUCUAAAGCUAAUCCGCCAGUUUUAUCUUCGGAUUAUCUUGUUAAUAAAGCUGGUAGUAAAUUAGUGAAUAAAGCUAAUGCUAAAAUUUUGAAAAAAUCUGGUAUAAGUAUGGUAGAGUAUAAGCCUUCGAAAGAACAAUGCCUGAAAACUUGUGAAUUUGUUCCGGAGAAGAAGAAGAAAAAAUGUACAAAAUAUUGUGAUACCUAUGAUGUUAUAACUGCAGGUAAUGGCAAAGGAAGUCUUAAAAACGGUGAUAAAAAGAGCGGCAAAAAGGGCGGGAAAAUGAGUGACCAUGAGAGUGACAUACACCUUGAUAAAGAAAAUGACAGUAGGACGGAAACGUAACGUCCUAAAACGCUAAUAAGGUAUAUAUAUAUAUUUU